This is a messenger RNA of Phlebotomus papatasi, 3365 nucleotides long. RefSeq names its product C-1-tetrahydrofolate synthase, cytoplasmic (gene pug). The transcript has 9 exons. Gene Ontology annotation, biological process: tetrahydrofolate interconversion. The record is from RefSeq and is a predicted model, not a curated record. Lineage: Eukaryota; Metazoa; Arthropoda; Insecta; Diptera; Psychodidae. Gene Ontology annotation, molecular function: formate-tetrahydrofolate ligase activity; methenyltetrahydrofolate cyclohydrolase activity; methylenetetrahydrofolate dehydrogenase (NADP+) activity. The coding region runs from base 430 to 3234 and encodes 934 amino acids. Gene Ontology annotation, cellular component: cytosol.
CUCUCCUGAUGCCACAAGGUUGCGAUCAUUAGAAAUACGGGAAGUCCAUCAUGUGUCAAAUGGUAUCAUCGGAGUCAUUUAGUGGUUUUUGAUUUAUACUGACAUAUUAGAAUUUUUCCUCCCAUCCUCCAACAUCGAUCGUGCGUUAUCGGGGGGCUUUCAUCAUUCAAAUGCCCCAUCGGAGUGGCGAUCGAACUAAUUGUAGAGGCACUAAGAGCAAAUUUUAACCAGGCACACGCAAAUUUCUCAGCACGAGGAUUAGUGGGCAGUACGGACUUGUGGUGAAAGCAUCGUGAAGUGGACAGUGUUGGCAAUUUGUGCGAGAAUCCCUUUUUCAAUAAGGAUACAAAAUCUAAGUGUGGGAAAUACCUUUAAGAUCAUUUUGUAAAGUGUUAGAGAUCAUCAAGAUCAAAUUUAUUGCCCAGGAUCAUGGCCACAGAAGCUAAAGUUCUAUCUGGAACGCAAGUUGCCAAAGAAAUACGGGAUGCUCUGUGUCAGAAAGUGAGUCAAUUCACCAAGAAAUUGCCCGCCUUCAAGCCACGUCUAGCCAUCGUUCAGGUGGGCUGUCGGGAGGAUUCCAACGUCUACAUUCGGAUGAAACUGAAGGCCGCAUCGGAAAUUGGUAUUGAUGCUCAACAUAUUCAAUAUCCAGAAACAAUAACAGAAAGGGAGCUCCUGAUGAAGCUGCAACGGUUGAAUAAUGAUCCAACGAUUCAUGGAAUUAUCGUGCAAAUGCCACUAGACUGUGUCAAUGAGAUCGAUGCUCAUCUCAUCACGGAUUCUGUGUCCCCCAGCAAAGAUGUCGAUGGACUCAAUACAAUCAACGAGGGACGCGUUUGCGUUGGCGAGAUGACGGGCUUUCUCCCUUGCACACCAAACGGAUGUAUCGAGUUGAUCAAGAGGACAGGUGUCCAGAUUGCUGGGGCCAAUGCUGUAGUCCUGGGACGCAGUAAGAUUGUUGGCACUCCCGUGGCGGAGCUGCUGAAAUGGAAUCAUGCCACAGUCACCGUGUGCCACUCCAAAACUGUUAAUUUGAGCGAACAGACCAAAAAUGCGGACAUCCUUGUGGUGGCCAUUGGGAAACCAGAAUUCGUCCGUGGAGACUGGAUCAAGCCGGGUGCCGUAGUGAUAGAUUGUGGCAUCAACGCAGUUCAGGAUCCGACCAAGAUCACAGGGCAGCGCCUGGUGGGGGACGUGUGCUACGCAGAGGCUCGUCAAGUAGCUUCUUACAUCACUCCAGUGCCUGGUGGGGUUGGUCCCAUGACUGUGGCUAUGCUGAUGCAGAACACUGUUCAGUCUGCUGAGAACGCCUACAAGAAGCUGUUGAAAAUGUCUUGGGAUCUCCAAGUGCUACCACUGAAUCUCCAGAAACCCGUGCCGAGUGAUAUCGAAAUUGCGAGAUCUCAAGUGCCAAAAGAUGUGUCUCUUCUCGCAUCAGAAGUUGGAAUUAUUCCAGAAGAAGUCUCACUCUAUGGCACGAAAAAGGCUAAAAUCUCCUUGAGUGUCCUGGAUCGUCUCAAGAACAACGUCGAUGGCAAAUACAUCGUUGUGGCCGGAAUUACUCCGACUCCUUUGGGAGAAGGCAAGAGUACAACUCUCGUGGGUUUGGCUCAGGCCUUAACAGCCCAUAAGAAGAAGAAAGCAUUUGCAUGUCUUCGGCAGCCAUCCCAGGGCCCCACUUUUGGUAUCAAGGGCGGAGCCGCUGGCGGUGGAUACUCCCAAGUAAUCCCAAUGGAAGACUUCAAUCUCCAUCUUACUGGAGAUAUUCAUGCCAUUACUGCGGCUAACAAUCUUCUAGCCGCUCAGCUUGAUGCCAGAAUCUUCCAUGAGGCUACGCAAACUGAUGCUGCUCUUUAUGAGAGACUCGUGCCAAAGAUUAAGGGCGAGAGGAAGUUCUCAAAGAUUCAAAGACGUCGUCUUGACCGUUUGGGAAUCACCAAGACAGAUCCGGACACCCUGACGUCAGAGGAAGUGGCCAAAUUUGUGCGUCUCAACAUUGAUCCGACAAAUGUUGUGUGGACACGUGUAGUGGACAUCAAUGAUCGCUACUUGCGUAGGAUCACCAUUGGUCAGGCGUCCACAGAGAAGGGCUUUAUGCGCGAGACUAGCUUUUCGAUUUCCGUAGCCAGUGAGCUUAUGGCAAUUCUGGCCCUCUGUACGAGUCUUGAGGACAUGAAGCAGCGCAUUGCCAAAAUCGUUGUAGCCUUCGAUAAGUCCGGGAAUCCCGUGACUGCUGACGAUUUGGGCAUGACUGGAGCAAUGAUGGUGUUGUUGAAGGAUACUUUGGAGCCAACUCUAAUGCAGACCUUGGAGGGAACACCAGUUUUUGUCCAUGCUGGACCCUUUGCCAAUAUUGCUCACGGUUGCAAUUCCAUCAUUGCAGAUAACAUUGCUCUGAAACUUGUGGGCAAGGAUGGCUAUGUGGUGACCGAAGCGGGCUUUGGAUCUGACAUUGGCAUGGAGAAAUUCUUUAAUAUCAAGUGUCGUACUUCCAAGAAGGUUCCCAGUGCUAUUGUCCUUGUGGCGACUGUUAGGGCUCUCAAGAUGCACGGAGGAGGGCCACCAGUGUCAGCCGGAAGUUCCCGCAAGGAGUACACGGAGGAAAAUCUGGAGUUGCUUAAGAAGGGCUUACCGAAUCUGCUGAAACAUGUGAGCAAUGGGGUCAAAUAUGGAAUCCCAGUACUAGUGUCCAUCAAUGCUCAUGCCUAUGAUACUCCAGCUGAGCAUACGAUGAUCCGUGAGGCUGCCCUCAAGCAGGGUGCUCUAGCAGCUGUAGUUUCGAAGCACUGGAGCGAGGGAGGGGCAGGAGCAGUGCCUCUGGCCGAAGCUGUGAUCAAAGCUUGCUCCAAUAGGUCAAAGUUCAAAUUCCUCUACGAUCUGGGAAUCUCUAUUGAGGAGAAGAUCAUUCUGAUUGCCAAGGAAAUGUACGGAGCUGGAAGUGUGGACUUCAAUACAAAAGUCAGGGAGAUGAUGAGACUCCUAACUGAGAAGGGCUACAAGAAUCUGCCAAUCUGCAUGGCUAAGACACAGCUAUCCCUUUCGGGCAAUCCCGAGCUCAAAGGAGCUCCCACUGACUUCAAAUUGCCCGUAACAGAUCUCUACUUGUCCGCCGGAGCUGGAUUUAUCGUGGCGAUAGCUGGAGAUAUCUCAAAGAUGCCAGGUCUUCCCACUCGACCCUGCGUCUACGACAUCGACCUCAAUACCGAAACCGGCGAGAUUGAGGGACUUUUCUAAUCAUCUUACCCCGGGAAUACCAUUUUUUUCUUUUUGUAGUUUUAUAGGAAUAAAUUCUUCUCGAGGAGAAUAAAGAAAAACCACGGAAAAAUUGGAUUUUGAGCAAAUAAAGUGACUCCAAAUGGCUAAAA